Molecule: messenger RNA, 1371 nt
Organism: Pediculus humanus corporis (human body louse)
Lineage: Eukaryota; Metazoa; Arthropoda; Insecta; Psocodea; Pediculidae
Exons: 3
Coding region: 1-1371 (456 amino acids)
Biological process (GO): regulation of DNA-templated transcription
Molecular function (GO): DNA-binding transcription factor activity
Source: RefSeq, a predicted model, not a curated record
AUGAAAAAUUACAACUCAAGUCGGGAAGACCAAUCAGAAAGAGAAAUGUUUUACGAAUUUUCAAACAAAAAGAAAAUGGAGUGCGAAAGAUAUCAAGAUUGCAGCUGGUUUCAGCAAGACUUUCUAAAGGAUUUGUCAAAAAGCAAACUGUCACCGGGUGAAAAAGAAGAAUCUAAUUUCAGUUUAAAUGAUUUUGAUUUGGAAAUGCAGUAUGCGAAUGAUCAUACCAUUCCUCAGGUUGAAGACUACCUGGAGGUUUUUGAUGAUGAUGUUUUCUUAGAUGGGAAUGGGAAAAGCUUGGAUGUUGUAAAUAAAUUCAGUUGGAAAUCGGGAGAUGAUAAAAUAACAUUUCCAAAUGAUAAUUUAAAUUGUGAUUCUCAUAAUGCUUUUUGUGGCCUCAAGAAAACAGAUUCAUUUGAUAGCAUUGAAUAUAUAUCUUCAAAUCCGGCCGACAUUGUACCCAUUACUCUAAUGGAAUGUAUGAACAAUUCCGGAAGUGCAUCGAGUGGUGGUAACAAAGAAAAAUGUUUGAAGAAGAAUGUUUCCUACACAACUGAUAAUUAUAAAGAAAAUGAAAGUAUGCUGAGUCGAAAUAUAAAAAAUGAGAACGUGAAUGUCAAUUGCGUGUUGGGUGAAAAACUCGAUCUUAAUUUGGAUCUUCCAAAAGUCAAUUUUGAACAAUCUAUGGGCGAUAUGAAAAUGAAUAGCAAAGAAAAUAAUACACUUUCUUCAAUGCCAGAAACUUGCCCCAAUCACAACAAUUUAAAUUUAAAUCAAAAGAAAAGCGUCGAAAAUAAUUCACAAAUGAGUACAGAAAGUAGAAGAAAUACUUUGAAAAAAGAUGGGAAAAAUUCAUCGAUACAAAACAAACCUGUAUGUGACGAGUAUAGUUCGAUUGCGGAGCGCAUCAAAGCUAAUGCCAAGAGAAGAGUUGCCAAAAAUUACAGCGUCGUCGCAGAAGAAGAUGGAUCCGACAAAGAUGAGUCGGAAUACGAGUACGAUAACGAUUGUGAAACCAACGAGUCAGAUAGUGAUGAUGAUUAUAACACGAGUGAAAGUGGAUCUAAAAGAAAGUGUUAUGGAAUAAAUAAAAAAUCUAAAACCGAAGACUCUAAAAACAAUACCGAGGGAGUCAAGGAUGGUUCUAAAUCGAGUGAUACCUAUCGGGAACGACGGGAUAAAAACAACGAAGCAUCGCGACGUUCGAGACAAAAUAGAAAAAAUCGAGAACGUCACAUGUUUAAAACUCUAGAGGAAGAAGAAAGAAGAAAUGUCAAAUUGAGAGCGGAAGCAGAUGUAUUGGAAAAACAAGUAACGUCUUUAAGGCAAUUAUUGCUUCAAGUAGUCUUGCGCAAAGCUGACGGAACUUAA